Molecule: messenger RNA, 1727 nt
Organism: Salmo salar (Atlantic salmon)
Lineage: Eukaryota; Metazoa; Chordata; Actinopteri; Salmoniformes; Salmonidae
Source: RefSeq, a predicted model, not a curated record
CGACGAUGUUGCUGUGGCUCUGACGUCAUGGCGGGGCGCUAUAACGAAGCCGACGGACUUCCAAUAAAAGUCGGUGCAUCCCAAUGCGUCUGCUCCAAGACUGUUCCUGUUGCUGUUCUUCUGAAGUGGACCUGUGUAGAGACACAACGAUGCAGACCCAUAAACAGGACCUCUCGUCUCUUCUGAUUGCUGUGGGAACUCUGUUGUCCGGAUUGCAUGGUGCUAAAUGGGCGUACACUGGUCCCGACGGUGAGCAUCAUUGGUCCAAGCACUACCCGUUCUGUGGCGGAACAUUCCAGUCACCCAUAGACAUCCAGACCCAGCUGAUGAGGUUUGACCCCACGCUACGGCCAAUCGAGCUCCAGAACUACAACCUCUCAGCCAAUGAGCAGCUGACCCUCGGGAACAAUGGACACUCGAUUCAGCUGUCCCUGCCCAGGAGGAUGUAUGUCUCCAGCCAGACUCAUCGAUACACUGCUGCUCAGCUUCACUUCCACUGGGGCUCCAGAACACCUCCCGUCGGCUCAGAACACACCAUCAAUGGCAGACGGUUCGCUGCCGAGAUGCAUAUGGUGCUCUUCAACUCAGACAAGUACCCCAACAUCUCUGUGGCAGCAGACAAGUCAGACGGCCUGGCUGUCCUGGGAGUUCUGAUAGAGGUCGGGGAAUUCAACCCAGCGUUCAAUCAGUUCCUCAAGUACAUCAAUGGUAUUAAAUACAGAGAUCAGAGGGUGCAGGUCCCAGCCUUCAACAUCCGCAGUCUGCUGCCUGCACUCCUGGAUGAGUACUAUCGUUACGAUGGCUCGCUGACCACCCCCUGCUAUCCCAGCGUACUUUGGACUGUGUUCAAAAACCCUGUCACCAUCUCACUCAAACAGUUUCUGGCCCUAGCAACCAUCUACUCCUCCCACCAACAGGAGUUGGCCCCGGUGGCCAUGAACAGCAACUACAGGAAACCACAGGACACUGACAACAGAGUUGUGCUCUGCUCUUUCCAGGGGGUGAGUAUGGGUGCUACUCAGACGGUCACCUCUCCGUUCCUGAGGAGGCAGGUCAUCAACCAGCUGUUACAUGGAGACCUGGCAGACCAGGAUGAGCUCAACCAGCUGUUACAUGGAGACCUGGCAGACCAGGAUGGGCUCAACCAGCUGUUACAUGGAGACCUGGCAGACCAGGAUGAGCUCAGUGCUGCCCAAGAAGCCCAGAGCGCCGGGAAAGAAGUGGGAAUGACCUCAAAAACCAUCAGAAAAGCUGGACAGAGCCAUAUUGGGUCCAAGCACCACCAGAACAGCUGGUCUCAGACCCAGAACAGCCUCAAGCAGCAGUGGCUGAAGUCCAAUAAGGUGCCAUCUGUGGGUGUAGGAGCUGCCAGACUAGUCCCCUCUUCCUGGAAGAACCAGCAGAACAGGCAACCUGUGUGGAAGUCAGAGCUCAACCUGCGCAGCUACCUGGGCUGUAAAUCUGACCUGGCUCUGCUCACCGUCAGACAGCUUCUCCGUGGGAGAUCAGCCACAGAUGAGGCCCUGGAGCUGGACCAGGCCAUUGUCAAGGCCUUAGGGGGGAGGAGGACAGGGCAGACCAUAGUGGGACAGAGAGGGUCAACAAAGAAGCAACAGACAAACACCUUCUCCAUGCACCAAACAGGCUUCGCUCCUGCCCCUGCUGCCGUGCCUAGGAAACCCAAUCAGCCGAUCCCAUGGCUCCAGCCUAUGGAGUGGGAGGACUAG